AUGACGGAUAAUCGUGAAUCUGCUAUUGCUUAUUUUAUAUCAAUAACUCGUUGUCUACGGGCUGAUGCAAUACAAUGUUUACAAAAACAUAACUGGAGACUUGAUCAAUCUCUCAAUUUAUUUUUUGAACAUGAACAUAAUCAAAUAAAAUCAAAUAUACAUUCAAAACGUAUCGAUGCACCAUAUCAACAGUACGAAAACAAACUGAAUGCACGUGCUUUUGAUCUUGUUCCCCUCUCGUCUAGAUCGUCACCUAAAACAAUUAUCAUACCAACGAUGAUCGAAUUUCAACGAUUUAUUGAAUUAUUUCAUACUGAUACAAUAAAUCUACUUGAAAAUUCAACUAAAAUGAUGAAUUUAGCAAUGAAAUAUGCAACGUGUAAACAAACAACUAUUCCAUUAAAUCAAAUUGAACAUUGGAAAAUUCAUUUAAAAGUUGAUUAUACACGUUUACAAACUCUACUUGAUAAUGAUAUGUGUGCACCAUUAGUUUGGAUUGAACAUUUUGAACAUUUAUUAAAUGGAAAUAUUUGUCAAUUAUUUGAUUGUGAUUAUAUGUUUAAUAUAAUCGAUUAUAAAACAAAAGUAGAAUCAUUUUCCUAG
Messenger RNA from Adineta steineri, 603 nucleotides. NCBI's taxonomy places the organism in Eukaryota, Metazoa, Rotifera, Eurotatoria, Adinetida, Adinetidae. The record is from the annotation of a GenBank genome assembly.